GGAGUGCGUCUCAGCGGCGCCGCCAUUUUGUGCUGUCCGACCGCUUCGCGCUGCUCUCUUUUCCCCUCAGCACCGCGGCGGCCCAAUGGCAGAGUGUCAGUCAGCGGCCGGGCCCGGCGAGCCCGCGCUCCUGGGCGGAGGGGUAGCCCCCGGCUCAGAGCCUGAGACCCGGCGUCUGAGCGAGCUGCGCGUGAUCGACCUGCGGGCCGAGCUCAAGCGCCGCAACCUGGACAGCGGCGGCAACAAGAGCAUCCUCAUGGAGCGGCUCCGCAAGGCCAUUGAGGAGGAAGGGGGAAAUCCUGAAGAGAUUCCAGUCGUUUCAGACAUAACGGUCAAGAAAACUCCAAAGAGAAGCAGCAAAGGGCGCAAACCAGAGGAAGAGGGUGUUGAAGAUAAUGGAUUGGAGGAGGAUUCUGGAGAUGGACAGGAGGAUAUUGAAGCAAGUUUGGAUAACUUGCAGGAUAUUGACAUGAUGGAUAUUAGUGUGUUAGAUGAAGCUGAAAUAGAUAAUGGCAGUGCUGUAGAUUGCGGAGAGGAUUACAGUGCUGAUAAUAUUCUUGACUCACUGUCUGAUAGUAAAGAAAAUGAUGAUGCAGAAAUGAAAGAACUUCCAGAUCAGCCUACAGAAUAUCCUGUAGGUAACUUGGAGGCAUCUCCGCAAUUAUCAGAAAUUAAAGAAGAAUCAAGAGAAAUACCAGUAGUGAUGGCAGAGAGUGAAGAUGUUGGGAACUGUUUAGAUGCUACUUCAUCUGAUUUGAUUAUUGUAAAGGAAAUCGAAGAACUGCCUUUGGAGCCAGGUACUGAGUUAGUUUUGUUUCUGAUUAUUCUUUGUUCACUAACAUUAUUUUUUGUCUUUAGCUCUAUUGAGGAUGCAGAGACAAAGACAGUCUCAAAAGAUGAGAAAGGUCGUGCAAGUAGCAGUUCUGGUAGAAAUUUGUGGGUUAGUGGACUUUCCUCUUCUACCAGAGCUACGGACUUGAAGAACCUUUUCAGCAAGUAUGGAAAGGUGGUUGGUGCAAAAGUAGUAACUAAUGCUCGCAGUCCUGGUGCUCGCUGUUACGGUUUUGUUACGAUGUCCACAUCUGAGGAAGCAACCAAAUGUAUUAGUCACCUCCACAGAACAGAGCUACAUGGAAAAAUGAUCUCUGUAGAAAAAGCAAAAAAUGAACCAGCUGGGAAAAAACCUUUAGACAAAAAAGAAAAUGAAGUAAAGAAGGAAAAAGACAGACACCAUUCUACAGAUUCCAAGUCUGAAAAGUCUGUCAAUAUUAAAAAGGAUGAGAAGACAGACAAGAAAGAUGAUGCUAAGAAAAUGGAAAAAGAUGGCAAAGAUGAAAAAGAAGGAAAAGAGAAAGAUGAACAGAAAACAGGAGUCACGGAUCGCUCGAGGAUAAGCAAAUCAGGAAGUCGAGGAACGGAAAGGACAGUGGUGAUGGAUAAAUCCAAAGGAGAACCAGUUAUUAGUGUGAAAACUUCUACUACAUCAAAAGAAAGAAGCACUAAGAGCCAGGACCGCAAAUCGGAGAGCAAAGAGAAACAAGAUAUCUUGUCAUUUGAUAAAAUCAAAGAACAGCGAGAACGUGAACGCCAGCGACAGAGAGAACGAGAAAUCAGAGAAACAGAAAGACGACGGCGAGAGCAAGAACGGCGAGAGAGAGCACAACGUCUUCAAGCCAUUCAUGAACGGGAUGAAAGACAGAGGCUCCAGAGAGAGCGUGAGCGACUUGAAUUUCAAAGGCAGCGUCUUGACAGGGAACGUAUGGAGAGGGAGAGACUGGAAAGAGAGAGGAUGCAUAUAGAGCAAGAGAGGAGAAGAGAACAGGAGCGCAUUCAACGGGAGAGAGAGGAGCUGCGGCGCCAGCAAGAACAGCUGCGCUAUGAACAAGAGCGGCGGUCUGCACUGAGACGACCGUAUGACCCUGAUGGAAGGCGGGACGAUCCGUAUUGGCCAGAGGCAAAACGAAUGGCGAUGGAUGAUAGAUACCACUCUGACUUCAGCCGCCAAGAGCGCUUCCAUGAUUUUGACCACAGGGAACGUGGCCGUUACCAAGACCAUUCUAUAGACAGGAGAGAAGGUUCAAGGGGAAUACCAGACAGAGAUUCACAGCAUUAUCCAGAUGAGCGGCACGGAGGACCAGAACGCCAUUCAAGGGAUGCACGAGACAGUUGGGGCAGCUACGGGUCUGACAGAAGAAUGAGCGAAGGGAGAGGGAUCCCCCCACAGUCCCGAGAUGGACGUGACUGGGGAGAUCAUGGUCGAAAGUUAGAGGGGCAUCAAGAUCGUUCAUGGCAGGGAAAUGUGGAUGGAGGAAUGAUGGGACGGGAUCAUGAGAGAUGGCAAGGUGGUGAAAGAGGUAUGCCUGGUCAGUCAGGACCAGGCCAUGUGAUGAAUCGAGGAGGAAUGUCAGGGCGUGGGGGCUUCAUUCAGGGUGGAAACCAGAACCAGAUGAUGCAGAGUAGUGGAAUGCAAGGGUUCGCAGGGCAGGACAGAGCAAACAGACCCAACGAUCCACGCUUCACCCGCCGCUACUGAAAAUUUUAAUUUUCUUUGAAUGCAAGAUGGCGACAGUGGUGAAUUCUGUUACCCAGGGUCACCGUCAAUUUAUGUAAUUAAAGAAAUUGCUGCCAUAUUGUAGCUGAAAUACUAUGUGAACUCAUUUGUUUGUUCAGCUUUUUUUUGUAAUAAAUGUGUUCUUGUUCCAAAACCACUUAAGUUUCUGUUAAUGAAACAUUCCAUUUUUCAUAAAUAAUAAAAUCAGUUUACAGCUAA
Molecule: messenger RNA, 2770 nt
Organism: Gavialis gangeticus (Gharial)
Lineage: Eukaryota; Metazoa; Chordata; Crocodylia; Gavialidae
Product: scaffold attachment factor B2-like
Exons: 21
Coding region: 86-2533 (815 amino acids)
Biological process (GO): regulation of mRNA processing; regulation of transcription by RNA polymerase II
Cellular component (GO): nucleus
Molecular function (GO): sequence-specific DNA binding; RNA binding
Source: RefSeq, a predicted model, not a curated record